Aspergillus ibericus CBS 121593 is the source of this 952-nucleotide messenger RNA. RefSeq lists its product as uncharacterized. NCBI's taxonomy places the organism in Eukaryota, Fungi, Ascomycota, Eurotiomycetes, Eurotiales, Aspergillaceae. The transcript has a single exon. Bases 331 to 696 code for a protein of 121 amino acids. The record is from RefSeq and is a predicted model, not a curated record.
CCAAACAUGCUAUUGGCUACAGCUCCACCAGGUUCAAUCAUUAGAACCGCGCCAUGCUACAGAAAAUGCAUCAAAUAAGCGCCUGUGCUAGACGAUCAACUCUGAAUGCAUGAGUCUGGUAAAGCGCAACAGUUAUCCCGGGGGGUUGUAUUACUUACUCGUCUCUUCUCUAAUGAUAUUUAAUUCCGAUGAUUUCCCUACUGCCUACUUGAUGUAAAGCUUACAAUCUCCCUGUCUAUAACAUUCCAUCGAACGCGGGUUCUUCCAAGAUACACAUAUCACUCCCAUCUCUGUUAACCGUUGCCUCCUCCCCGUUCCCUUUUAUCCGCCAUGGGGAAUUUUAGCAAAAGAGUCCUCGCGGUGGUGGAGGUCAUUAUCUCCAGACCAGCGGACCUCAAGAAAUUCUACAUGCCCACUGUCAGCAGAGGGAAAACGGUCUGGCCCAAGUCUUCAGCUGACCUGCUCCGCUAUGGGGUCCGCUGGGACUAUGACGGGAUUGUCAUGCACGAUGGCAAGGAAUACCACCGAUACCAACUACAACCGAACGCCGGAAAGAUUCCCAGCACCAUCAAAGACUGGCGCGAUAAGAACGGUGGAACACACGCCGUCAUCGCCGUCAUGCACCUCCCAACCAACAAGGAGCCGGAAGCAGACGAGUUCGAAGCUGCCGCGAGAGAAGCAUUGGAAGACAUGUAAUAGUCUCGCUCGUGGACCACUGAAGCCUCAUUAUAUGCUUGUAUAUCUGUGUGUGCCAGGCUUGGGAGGAAGUCUAUUCCUAUAAAAUGAUCACAUUGUCUCGAAAUUUUGUGUUGGUAUGGUACCUUGUCAUCUUGGCUUAUUCAUAUUUUGUUCUCCUGUGGUCCGUAUGUCUUGGCUUAGUUUUUUUAUGAGAAUGUCCUUCAUUAUUAGUAUCGCCGCUCUGCGUACUUGAAUUUAAGAUCCGUCUUAGUAU